Molecule: messenger RNA, 3076 nt
Organism: Fomitopsis serialis
Lineage: Eukaryota; Fungi; Basidiomycota; Agaricomycetes; Polyporales; Fomitopsidaceae
Product: coatomer protein
Exons: 22
Coding region: 1-2727 (908 amino acids)
Biological process (GO): intra-Golgi vesicle-mediated transport; endoplasmic reticulum to Golgi vesicle-mediated transport; intracellular protein transport
Cellular component (GO): cytoplasm; COPI vesicle coat
Molecular function (GO): structural molecule activity
Source: RefSeq, a predicted model, not a curated record
AUGACCACAACGGAAGCACCCUGUUACACGGUCGUCUUUGAGGACAGCUCAGAGUCGCCUUCGACCCAGGAUCUCCGCUCAGCGUUGCAGAAGGGUCCGACGAGGUCAAUCUCUACGAUCAAUGGGAAUUCUCAGCCCCAACUGCUCAUGCCCCAACUCAAGAAGCUGCUGCACUUCUAUUGGGAGGUCUGUCCGAAGUAUGACGAGACCGGGAAACUGAAGCAGGAGAUGAUCUUGGUGGUCAACGCUAUCCGGAACGACCUACAACAUCCCAACGAGUAUAUUCGCGGCGCGACCCUCCGCUUCCUCCAGAAGAUUACGAAAGACGUCGAGCUCCUCGAGCCGCUCAUCCCCACCUGCCGUUCAUGUCUCGAACACCGACACUCCUACGUCCGCAAGAACGCUGUCUUCGCCGUGUACGCUGUGUACCGCGUGCACGAAAACCUAAUUCCCGACGCGCCAGAGCUCCUCCAAACCUUCCUGGCAGCCGAGUCCGAUGCGACCUGCAAACGGAACGCGUUUGUAUUCCUCGCGAACUGCGCCAUGCCCAAGGCUGUCGAGUACAUCCUGCAGGACUGUAAGACGGACACACGGCACAGGCUACUCAACGCGUCAUCACAUGCUGUGAAGUAUGAGGCCGCCACGACCUUGACGUCUCUCACACAAAACCCAGCGGCCGUCAAAGCCGCGGCGUCAUGUUAUGUCCAGCUUGUUCAGAAGGAAUCCGAUAACAACGCGAAACUCAUCGUGCUGGACCGCCUGGAAACUCUGCGCUCGAGGCACGGACACGUCCUGGAUCCUCUCGUCAUGGACAUCCUACAGAUUUUGUCGAGUGCAGACUUGGAGGUCCGUCGGAAGGCGAUCAGCAUUGUGCUCAGCAUGUCCACAAGCCGCAACGUCGAAGAGAUCGUUCUGUUCUUCAAGAAUCAACUUCAGAGGACACAAGAGCAGGAUCUUGACAAGGCUCCUGAGUACAGGCAACUCCUGAUCCAGUCUAUCCAUGUCUGCGCUGUCAAGUUCUCCGAAGUCGCCGCCAGCGUGGUGCACGCGUUGAUGGACUUCCUCGGCGACUCGAACAACCCAUCAGCCCUUGAUGUCGUGGCUUCAGAGGUCGUCGAGAAGUUCCCGCCACUCCGUCGGACCAUCUGCGAGAAGCUCACACAGACACUCGGGCAGAUCAAGUCCGGUAAGGUGUACCGCGGCGUGCUCUGGAUCCUCGGCGAGUACGCCGAAAACGUCGUCGAGAUCCAGCACAUUUUCCGCGAGCUGCGCAAGGUGCUCGGUGAGAUCCCCAUCCUCGCGUCCGAGCAGCGCCUGCUGGAAGAGUCAGGUGCGGAGGACGGGGAGGCACAGAAGGAGGAGCCGCAGCAGAAGGUGGAGGGCGGAGGGAAGCCGAAGGUCCUUGCGGACGGCACGUACGCGACGGAGACCGCGUUCACGAGCAUGUCGACUGCACGGUUAGAGGCUGUGAAAGCUGCGUCGAAGCCCCCUUUGAGGACCCUUAUUCUCGGUGGCGACUUCUUCACUGGCUCGGUGCUCGCGUCUGCGUUGACCAAACUAGUCCUACGAUACACGGAGGUGGGAAUGAUCAGCGCAAGGCAAACGCUCUCAAGGCAGAGGUUCGCAAUGUUGAUCAUGGCCUCUGUCAUCCGUGUCGGACAGUCGAAGUUCGUCAACGUCCCGAUCGACGAGGACUCGAGCGAGCGCAUCAUGAGCUGUAUCCAGACACUGAGUGAGCUCGAGGAGAAGCCAGUCGUGCACGACAUCUUCCUCAAGGAUACGAGAAGUGCAUACGCCAAGAUGUUGUCUGCCCAAGAAAAAAAAGCGGCGGAGAAGCGCGAACAGGAGAGUGCGCAGGAGAAGAUCGUCCAGGUCGAUGAUCUCCUCACAUUCCGUCAAUUUACGAGGAAGGCUGUGGACAAUGUGAUCGACGACGCCGAGGAUGUCGUUCGUGCGACCGGAUCCGCCGAGGUGCACGAAGACUUCAUCUCCAAUCUCAGCCGGAUAUCCCAGCUCACUGGCUUCUCCGAUCCCAUUUACGCUGAGGCAUACGUCAAAGUGCACGGGUUCGACAUCUCAUUAGAUGUACUCCUGGUCAACCAGACCGCCGACACGCUACAAAACCUCUGUCUGGAUUUCGCAACCUUGGGCGACCUGAAGCUGGUCGAGCGGCCAUCUGUGUAUACCAUUGCUCCUCACAGUUUCCAGAGCAUCAAGGCGACGAUCAAGGUGUCGUCAACGGAAACUGGUGUCAUCUUCGGCAGCAUCCUCUGGGAGGGUCCUGGCAUGUCAGAACAAUGCGUCAUCUUGAACGACAUCCAUAUCGAUAUCAUGGACUACAUCAAGCCCGCGUACUGCACAGAGGCGCAGUUCCGUAGCAUGUGGACUGAGUUCGAGUGGGAGAACAGGGUCAACGUCACGACGUCGAUCUCGUACGUCACGUCUCACAUUGGGGCUGAACAAUACCUGCACCAUGUCAUGAAAUCGACCAACAUGUCGUGUCUCACGCCAGAGGGAGCGGUCUCAGGUGACUGCGACUUCUUGUCGGCGAACAUGUACGCGCGGAGUCUAUUUGGCGAGGACGCGCUGGCGAACCUGAGUGUGGAGCGGACAGAAGCAGGCACUAUCACCGGCCACGUCCGGAUACGUAGCAAAACGCAGGGUAUCGCGCUGUCUUUGGGAGACCGGAUCACGAUGGCUCAGAAGGAAAACAAGCCUCCAGCGUAGGCCGACUCCCGUACUGAUGUCGGUGACCUCGUGUAUUUAUCGGCUGGUAGAUAAUUGGACAUUUCGCUGUGCACGCACGGACGUUGAAGUACUCGAGUGAGCAGGAACGAGGCACGAGCGAGGAUGCGCUCCGGCGGGAACGGGAAGAAGCGCGUGCUCGGAGACAGAAAAAUGCAGCGCGAGAUCGAAUCGUGGCGGGGUAAGGAAGGCGCUAAGAUAUGAGCGGGACAUGGCGCGGGGAUCAUGCUGCUCGAGGCACAGCUAUCGACCUGCCUGUGGUUAUAGGCCCAUGUCCUCCCACCGCUAGCCAUUAAGCCCUGCUUCAGUCCGCCUCCACCAUGUCGGUCCG